Messenger RNA from Colius striatus (speckled mousebird), 1688 nucleotides. RefSeq names its product thyroid hormone receptor interactor 13 (gene TRIP13). The coding region runs from base 292 to 1590 and encodes 432 amino acids. NCBI's taxonomy places the organism in Eukaryota, Metazoa, Chordata, Aves, Coliiformes, Coliidae. The record is from RefSeq and is a predicted model, not a curated record. The transcript is spliced from 13 exons. Gene Ontology annotation, cellular component: chromosome; nucleus. Gene Ontology annotation, molecular function: ATP binding; ATP hydrolysis activity. Gene Ontology annotation, biological process: meiotic recombination checkpoint signaling; reciprocal meiotic recombination.
GCGGCUCGGUGCGGCCUUGGCUCUCGCGGGGUUUCACCCGCCCUGAGCGGCAGAGGCGGCGGCCGGGCGGGGAGCUGAGGUACAAAGCGGCCGCCCGAGCUCUCCCGCUGCCCCUGCGGGCUUGGGGAGGCGGCGGCGGCGGCCGCGGCGCGUCCUGAGGCAGGCGAGCGCCGGUCCCGCUGGCGGGCGGGGGGACGGGGACGGCGUCUCCGUCUUGUUGUGCCGUUGCCGGGUAACCGGAGGCUGGAAAGCUGCUCCUCCGUCUCGCUUUGCCCCGUAGGAGCGCGCAGGAUGGACGAAGCCGCGGGGGAUUUGAAGCAAGCCCUGCCGAACGUGCCUGACAGCGUUCAGAUACACGUGGAAGUUCACCAGAAAUCAAGCAGUGCGGCCAAGAAGGAAGACGUCAGGGUGAACGUCUUAAAGCUCUUGAGCAGACACAACAUUGUGUUUGGUGAUUACAAGUGGACAGAGUUUGAUGAUGGUUUCCUGAACAGCAACGUGCAGUCCGUGUCGAUUGUGGAUACGGAGCUGAAGCUGAAGGACAGACAGCCUAUUGACUUGAGCAAAAGCAAUCUUUCCCUUCAUAUUUUUCAUCUGAAUGAAGAAGGACCAAGCUCUGAAAACCUGGAAGAAGAGAAUGAGGAUAUCAUUGCAGCCAGCCACUGGGUGCUACCAGCAGCUGAAUUCCACGGCCUUUGGGAAAGUCUUGUGUAUGACACUGAAGUAAAGUCACACUUACUUGAUUAUGUGACGACAACGUUACUAUUUUCUGACAGAAAUGUUGACAGCAACCUGAUAGCGUGGAACAGAGUUGUCUUGCUGCAUGGCCCUCCUGGAACUGGGAAAACCUCCCUGUGUAAAGCACUGGCUCAGAAGCUGACAAUUCGACUGUCGUACAGGUACAGGUAUGGACAGUUAAUUGAGAUAAACAGCCAUAGCCUUUUCUCUAAAUGGUUUUCUGAGAGUGGCAAGCUUGUAACCAAGAUGUUCCAGAAGAUUCAAGAGUUAAUUGAUGACAAGGAUGCUCUUGUGUUUGUACUGAUCGAUGAGGUAGAAAGCCUGACAGCAGCCCGCAGUGCCUUCAAGGCAGGCACAGAGCCCUCGGAUGCGAUCCGUGUGGUGAAUGCUGUACUGACACAAAUAGACCGGAUCAAAAGGUAUCCUAACGUAGUUAUCCUGACUACUUCCAAUAUUACGGAGAAAAUUGACAUGGCUUUUGUAGACAGGGCUGACAUAAAGCAGUACAUUGGACCUCCAUCCAUUGCAGCAAUAUUUAGAAUAUAUCUGUCUUGCUUGGAAGAACUGAUGAAGUGUCAAAUAAUAUAUCCUCGCCAGCAGCUGCUGACACUCAGAGAACUGGAGAUGAUAGGCUUUGUGGAAAACAAUGUGUCAAGGUUAAGCCUUGUACUGAAAGAAAUCUCAAGAAGGAGUGAAGGUCUUAGUGGCCGGGUCCUGAGAAAGCUGCCUUUCCUAGCACACGCACUUUAUAUUCAAUCCCCCAAUGUUACAAUGACAACGUUUCUUCAGGCUCUUUCACUUGCAGUAGACAAACAGUUUGAAGAAAGGAAGAAGCUUUCAGACUCUGUGUGAUACUCCACACCUGUGGGAUGGACUGCCAGCGCCUCAGAAAACCUGGAAUGCCUCAUCUAGUUUUUCAAACCAUUUAUUAAUAAACAGUUAAGAAGUUU